AAGCCAACUGUAAUCUCAAGUCGUUACAUUUCCAAGUUAACAAAUACACAAAUUUGUGUGUAUAAAACAUAAUCAGUGAAUUAAAAGUUGUGGAUUUUCUCUACUGUAAUUUUUAAUAAAAACGCUUUGAGCAAAGUGCAAAGAGAAUUAUUAGAAAAUGGUGAGCAGUUUGAAACCGGAAUGCUCCUUUUCUUCAUGGUAUCCGAUAUUUGAAAAGGUUUCUUUGAAAGCCACGAUUCUUCAUAUUCCUGACGAGAUUUUGAAAUAUUUGGAGCAUGACGCAUUUGUUCUGCCAGUAGAAGCGACACAAAGAUUACCAGAGAAUUCCGAGUGGGCCGACGGUUCACUGGUGAUCGAUGAGGAAAAGGAAGCGGAGUAUCAACCAACGUUUCCGGAAUUCAGUAAAAAAAUACAAGAUGUGUUAGAUGAGUACGAUGCAGUAUUUGUCAAAACCAAUUGGAGCUCACCUGUGGAUGCAACAUGGGUUGCGCCAACAAAGACUCUCCGAUGUAAAACAUUAGAAGAAAUCUAUUUACUAUUGAAAAGCUCCGAUAGAAUCGCCAAAGAUUUGACCACGGUGAAAUCCUUAAAAGAAAGUGAACAUUCUUUGAAGUCUUGUCUAGUAUUGAAACAAUGGCGAGAUAUCAAUCCUUUCACAGAAUUUCGCUGCUUUGUUAUGAACAAUGAGCUUAUUGCUAUAAGUCAGAGGGAUAUAUCGCAAUACCACAGUUCCAACGAGUCAGAAAAAUAUAGUAUACAGACAGACAUCAAGAGCUUGUUUUCGGAGUACAUCAAAGGCAGAUUUCCGUUAAGUAAUUAUUCCUUCGAUGUCGUGCGACGUAAAAAAGAUAGAGUGAAGAUCGUUGAUUUUGGUCCGAUAGACGAGUCGUCCACGAAGGAUACGCUCUUCACGUAUGAGGAAUUACAAAAUCAUAUCGAUGAAACGCCCGAGUUUCGAUUUAUUGCGGAGGAAAUCGGCAUUCAACCGAAGCCCCCUACGCACGUCUGCGUUCCGCAAGAGAUCAGCGAAUUUCUUCAAUCGAGUGAUAACGUCUCAUUGUUGGACGCUAUUCGAAGAGAGGUGGAAAGUCAACGGAAAGAGCAUGAGAAAGAAAAUGCCGACGGUUUAGAAAGUACGUGAUGUAUAUACAACGAUAAUAAACAGUUUUUCUUACAUAUGAACAGUCGGUUAUAACUUUGUUACAUAUACAAGGAAUGCGGAACUUAGAGAGAAGAGAAAUGUAAGUUCUCGAUUACACAUUAUACCUUUCUCAAGGAGAAACGAGACUAAGAUCUAUACUGUACGAAUUAGUAAAUAUAUACGAUUAUACACAACAAAUGAAUUCCCCUACUUGUUCACUUCUAUAUAUUACAUUUUAGCCCGUUUAAGUCCUAAGCUUUGAGAUCAUUCGGUUACAUUAGUGCUAAAAGAAACAAUCGAACUUGCUCGAAUUAUUUUUCAGAACGUCUGCUGCACAAUUUCUCUCUAUUUCGUUACGACAUACGUUACAGGAGAUUCUAAGUUACCUGUAUGCAACAUAGACCACAAUUUGUCAGUUAACUUAAACUCGAUUACUCUCUUACUCACGUUUUGGAACGCGACGCAUUUGUGUUUCUGUGUAUGUAUGUGUGUGUAUGUUAAUGAAUGUACACCGACAAGAUGUUUAAAUACAGAACUUUCACUUUUA
This is a messenger RNA of Pseudomyrmex gracilis, 1688 nucleotides long. Its product is annotated as cell division cycle protein 123 homolog. The record is from RefSeq and is a predicted model, not a curated record. The transcript has 6 exons. The coding region runs from base 158 to 1141 and encodes 327 amino acids. Gene Ontology annotation, cellular component: cytoplasm. NCBI's taxonomy places the organism in Eukaryota, Metazoa, Arthropoda, Insecta, Hymenoptera, Formicidae.